AAGCAAGGCUUUCAAACAUCAAAUCUGCAUAUCAACUGACGACGAUUUACCUCACCAGGUGAGACUGAUAAAACCCCAAGUUUGCCGUGUCCGACCGCGUAUCCAGGCUGUCGCGUCGCCAUAUUUGGCUCUGGCAACCGUACAUAUCAACCCAGCAACCGUCGUCGAAAUGCCGCCAGCGCAGGCGAAACAUCCUGUAUCUUGGCACGAAGACUGUCACGAAGACUGUCCGUGACCAUGGAUAUACCCUCUUACCUCUCUGGCCUUUCCCAUGGCCUCGCUGUUCUACCAUUUCCUUUUAAUUUCAGACUCUUUUCUCUCUGUGCCCCAUUGCGUUCUUUAUUCAUUUUACAGAGCUUCGCUGGUCGACUCCCUCUUCUUUCUCUCCCCUUUUUUCCUCUUCGAAAAUCUCUUUCGGCAACCCCAUCCAGCCGGAUCGAUGAAGGUGCUGGACAUCUUGUACUCCAUAUCGCUCCUCUCCGCCCUCUCUACUCUUUCUUUCGCAGCCCCUCUCCCCGCAUCUCCCACCCUCGCCGAAUCUACCUCCAUCUCCCACCUCGCCUCCGAUGCAUCUCCCCGGGCACUCCCGGACGGGGUCAAGCUCGUUUCUCUCGCCACCCUUCAGACGAUGGAGAGACGCAUGGUCUUCACGGGGCAUGCAGCCGGUGACGGUAACGGGCACGUCAAGCGAGAAUCUCAUCCUGUCGGACGCUCCGAUGCUGCAGGCCACGUCAGUAGCGAGGGACAGAUUCAGUACUUGGCCAAGCGAAAGAAGAAGAAGACGAAGACUGUUUUCAAGACGACCACAACCGUCGCAGCGGCAGCCGCCACAGAAGCAGCCAGCGAGGGAUUAAAGCUGGCGAUGGUUUUCGAGUCCAUCACCAGUCAAAAGACGUCGGCUGGUACUAUUACUGAAAAGUGUCUGACUCCCCUCAACGAUCCCUCGCAACAAUUCUGUCAGACUCUUCUCGACGGCCAGUCGCUGGGCGGUGGUGAUGCUGGCCUCACCGGAUCCACCGGGUCUUCCUAUUCUUCUUCGUCGUCUGCUGUUUCUUCAAGCAGCUCAAGUUCGGUCGCUUCUUCAUCUUCAGUCGCUUCUUCAUCUUCAGUCGCUUCUUCAUCUUCAGUCGCUUCUUCAUCUUCAGUCGCUGCGGUCUCUUCGUCAAGCUCGACCACGGCGUCUGUUGCGUCUUCUAGCGCGGCCGUCUCAUCCUCUUCCGCGGUAGGAUCUGCUGACAUUGCUUCAUCGACCGAAGCCGCCCCUGCUAGUAUAAGUUCAAGCAGCUCUGCCUCUAUCAGCUCUGAUUCUGCUUCUGUGACAGAAUUAAGUACGCACUCUGUGUCUGUCGCCGCUGCGUCCGACGGGCUCAGUACAAGCUCUGUCUCUUCUGCUGCCCUUGCUGCUGCGUGAGUCUUUCUCUCGAGGUCUCGGGGAGCUGAACUGACUUUUGGGGUAGAAGCGGUGCUGAUCAAGUCACUGCUAUUGGUGCAGUCAGCACUACCGACGUCCCCGGUCAAAACCUUCAAGUCCUCCCCAUCGGUCUCGGUGUCUUUGGAGGUCUCGCUGCAAUUGCCCUCAUCGUCGUCGGCUACGUAACUUGGCAGCGACGCAAGUUCAAACAACAAUUCAGGAGCAGAAAGCUCGCGGAGAAGGCGGCGCCUCCGGGUAUGGCUUAGGGCAAAGAAAGUAUGAAUGGGUGUAUAAAACAUUUGUUCAUGUAUGAUUGUAUGUUGUCGA
Molecule: messenger RNA, 1738 nt
Organism: Cryptococcus amylolentus CBS 6039
Lineage: Eukaryota; Fungi; Basidiomycota; Tremellomycetes; Tremellales; Cryptococcaceae
Exons: 5
Coding region: 272-1411 (379 amino acids)
Source: RefSeq, a predicted model, not a curated record